AUGUUCGUCUACAAGCGAGAUGGCCGCAAAGAGCGGGUUCAAUUCGACAAGAUCACAGCGCGAGUGUCGCGGUUAUGUUACGGACUGGAUCCAGAACACGUCGAUGCCGCAGCCAUUACUCAGAAAGUCAUAUCUGGUGUGUACCAGGGUGUGACAACUAUCGAACUCGACAAUUUGGCUGCUGAGACAGCCGCUUAUAUGACCGUCAUCCAUCCAGAUUAUGCUGUUCUUGCAGCACGUAUUGCUGUUUCGAAUUUACACAAGCAGACCAAGAAACAAUUCAGUGCAGUCAUCAAGGACCUGUACGACUAUGUGAACCCCAAAAACGGAAAGCCCUCUCCUAUGAUAUCACAGGAGACCUACGAGUGCGUGAUGAAACACGCGGAUGAGCUCAACUCUGCUAUUGUAUAUGAUCGAGAUUUCAACUACCAAUACUUUGGCUUCAAGACGCUGGAGAAAUCAUAUCUGCUCAAAUACAACAAGAAGAUCUGGGAACGACCACAACACAUGUUGAUGAGAGUCGCUGUCGGUAUCCAUGGCAACGACAUUGAAAGUGCCAUUGAGACCUACAACCUUAUGUCUCAGAAGACCUUCACCCAUGCAUCCCCUACUCUCUUUAACGCAGGCACGCCACAUGCACAGAUGUCCUCGUGUUUCUUGAUAGACAUGAAGGACGACUCUAUUGAGGGCAUUUACGACACUUUGAAGAUCUGCGCCAUGAUCUCAAAGAAUGCUGGUGGCAUUGGUUUGAACGUUCACAAGAUCAGAGCCACAGGAUCGUAUAUUGCUGGCACAAACGGCACAUCCAAUGGUCUCGUUCCCAUGCUUCGAGUCUUUGACAACACUGCUCGAUACGUCGACCAGGGUGGCAACAAGCGUCCUGGAGCUUUCGCUAUCUACAUCGAACCUUGGCACGCUGACAUCUUCGAGUGGCUAAACCUUCGCAAGAACCAUGGAAAGGAGGAAGUACGUGCGCGUGACUUGUUCUACGCUUUGUGGACACCGGAUCUCUUCAUGAAGCGUGUUGAAAAGAACCAGGACUGGACACUCUUCUGCCCUAACGAGGCUCCGGGUCUCUCUGAUUGUUACGGUGAGGAGUUCGAGGCCCUCUUCGAGAAGUACGAAAAAGAAGGUCGUGGCCGACAGACGUUCAAGGCUCAAAAGCUGUGGUACGCCAUUUUGGAGGCACAAACCGAAACUGGUAAUCCUUUCAUGCUUUACAAGGAUGCCUGCAAUAAGAAGAGCAACCAGAAGAACCUGGGCACGAUCAAAUCCUCCAAUCUCUGCACCGAGAUCAUCGAAUACACUGCACCUGAUGAGGUCGCUGUUUGCAAUCUUGCUUCGGUCUCGCUCCCAUCUUUCGUUGAUCAGGCUGAAAGUACAUACGACUUUGGACGACUUCACGAGGUUGUACAGGUCAUGACGAGAAAUCUGAACAAGAUCAUUGAGAUCAACUACUACCCAGUGCAGGAGGCUCGCAAGAGUAACUUCCGACAUCGACCAAUUGGUCUUGGUGUACAAGGUCUUGCUGAUGCUUUCCUGGCCCUUCGACUGCCGUUCGAAUCGCCAGAAGCACGUCGACUCAACGUCCAGAUCUUCGAGACAAUCUACCACGCAGCACUGACUGCUUCUUGUGAUCUUGCAAAGCAGUUGGGCCCAUACGAGACAUACGAAGGCUCACCAAUCUCUCAAGGCCAGCUGCAAUAUGAUCUCUGGGGCGUGACUCCAUCUGAUCUUUGGGAUUGGGGUUCUCUGAAGGACAAGAUCGCCAAGUAUGGUGUUCGAAAUUCUUUGCUAGUUGCACCAAUGCCAACUGCUUCAACAUCACAGAUCCUUGGCAACAAUGAAUGCUUCGAACCAUACACGUCGAACAUCUAUUCGAGGCGUGUGCUGGCUGGCGAGUUCCAGGUUGUCAACCCUUGGCUACUCAAAGACCUGGUCGAUCUCGGUCUCUGGUCAGAUAAUAUGAAGAACAGAAUCAUUGCUGAUGGUGGCUCAAUUCAGAACAUUCCCAAUAUUCCAGCCGAGAUCAAAGCGCUGUACAAGACAGUAUGGGAGAUCUCGCAGAGGACAAUCAUCCAGAUGGCUGCCGAUCGAGGUGCAUUCAUUGAUCAGUCUCAGUCGCUUAACAUACAUCUUAAGGAGCCUACCAUGGGCAAGAUUACCUCUAUGCAUUUCGCUGGCUGGAAGUUGGGCCUUAAGACUGGCAUGUACUAUCUGAGAACCAUGGCUGCUUCUGCUCCCAUUCAGUUCACUGUCGAUCAGGAACAGCUCAAGGUCGUUGACACCAACGCGGCUCGAUCUGCUCCCAAGAAGCGGAGCUCUAUCGGCUAUGGUGGUUCGUAUACUGCUGCACCCCGACCCAUGUAUCAACAGAAGAACAGCUCAUCACAGUACAUGAAUACUCCUACCGGCAUUCCGACCCCCACAGCCACGCCCCCAGUUGACUCCGAGAAGCAGUUGAUUGCCAAGCUAGGCAGAAGCAAGUUGUCGGAUGAUGAGGGUAGCAACGAACCAUCACCAAGAGUCUUGCCCACUGAUCCUACUGGCCCAAUGGAGGAGGAAAGCCUUGAUAAGAAGAAGACGCAAGAGGAGGAUGACAGAACAACAGAAGAGAGGGAGGCAGACAUCUACUCGCAGAAGGUAUUACAGUGUUCGAUCGAGAACAGAGAGGCUUGUGUCAUGUGCUCAGGUUGA
Lithohypha guttulata is the source of this 2697-nucleotide messenger RNA. It is a transcript of the gene RNR1, whose product is annotated as ribonucleotide-diphosphate reductase subunit rnr1. The transcript has 2 exons. Gene Ontology annotation, biological process: deoxyribonucleotide biosynthetic process; DNA replication. Gene Ontology annotation, cellular component: ribonucleoside-diphosphate reductase complex. The record is from RefSeq and is a predicted model, not a curated record. Gene Ontology annotation, molecular function: ribonucleoside-diphosphate reductase activity, thioredoxin disulfide as acceptor; ATP binding. The coding region runs from base 1 to 2697 and encodes 898 amino acids. NCBI's taxonomy places the organism in Eukaryota, Fungi, Ascomycota, Eurotiomycetes, Chaetothyriales, Trichomeriaceae.